UACUUUUGAAUACAAGAUAAGAAGACAAACAAAACCAACCUCUCCAUCUCUGCUAUAACUUUCACCAACACUUGGUUGAGCAGGCUGCAGAGAGAGCAGAGAGAGCAGGGAACAGAGAAAAACACCCAUGGCAGCUUCACCAUUCUCUGCAACCUCCACUCAAACUAGUCCAUUUUCACAUUCCAAUUCCUUCUCAAGCUUCUUAGGCUUCAAAUGCAGAAGCAGGCAUUCAUGGCCCUUCUUCAUUAGGACCUCCAGUACCUGGCAUUCCAGAAGGAGCUUGUCUAUCAUCAGGAGUGUGGCUAGCAAUCAGAAGCAGACUUUGAAGGAUCCUCCCACCCAAGAAGAUGGUCUUGAUUCAUUUGCACCAGAUUCAGCAUCAAUAGCUUCAAGCAUCAAGUACCAUUCAGAAUUCACGCCGUUGUUCUCCCCCGGACGGUUUGAGCUCCCCAAGGCAUACCUUGCAACUGCACAAAGUGUUCAGGAUAUGCUUAUCAUAAAUUGGAAUGCUACAUAUGAUUAUUAUGAGAAAAUGAAUGUAAAGCAGGCAUAUUACUUGUCAAUGGAGUAUUUACAGGGUAGAGCUUUGCUAAAUGCCAUAGGCAAUUUAGAGCUUUCUGGGCCUUACGCAGAGGCAUUGAGAAAGCUUGGGCAUAAUCUGGAGGAUGUAGCUAGUCAGGAACCAGAUGCUGCCCUUGGGAAUGGGGGACUAGGAAGGCUUGCUUCCUGCUUCCUGGACUCCCUGGCAACACUAAAUUAUCCGGCUUGGGGCUAUGGACUUAGAUAUAAGUAUGGCUUGUUCAAACAGCUCAUCACAAAAGAUGGUCAGGAGGAAGUUGCAGAAAAUUGGCUUGAAAUGGGUAAUCCUUGGGAAAUUGUGAGGAAUGAUGUCUCCUACCCUGUGAAGUUCUAUGGCAAAGUUAUCGAAGGCCCGGAUGGAAAGAAAGAAUGGAUUGGAGGAGAAGACAUAACUGCUGUUGCUUAUGAUGUCCCCAUACCGGGAUAUAAAACUAAAACAACAAUAAACCUUCGAUUAUGGUCUACAAAAUUGGCAUCAGAAGCUUUUGAUUUACAGGCUUUUAAUACUGGAGAUCAUGCCAAAGCAAACAAGGCUCAAAAAGAUGCUGAAAAGAUUUGCUAUGUAUUAUACCCUGGGGAUGAGUCAAUAGAGGGAAAAACUCUUCGUUUGAAGCAACAAUAUACAUUAUGCUCUGCCUCUCUCCAAGAUAUUAUCAGACGAUUUGAAAGGAGAUCAGGAGGACCUGUGAACUGGGAAAAUUUUCCUGAAAAGGUUGCUGUGCAGAUGAAUGAUACUCAUCCAACACUCUGCAUACCCGAGCUGAUAAGAAUAUUGAUGGAUGUGAAGGGAUUGAGCUGGAAGGAAGCAUGGGAUAUCACUCAAAGAACUGUGGCAUACACAAACCAUACUGUUCUGCCUGAGGCACUGGAGAAAUGGAGUUUGAAUCUUUUGAAGGAGUUGCUUCCUCGCCAUGUUCAGAUCAUAGAAAUGAUUGAUGAGGAGCUGAUUCAAACCAUAACUUCCGAGUAUGGAGUGGAGGAUCUAGACUUGUUGCAGCAAAAAUUGAAACAAAUGAGGAUCUUGGACAAUGUUGAGUUACCUUCCUCAGUCUUAGAAUUGCUUGUUAAAUCAGAAGAAAAAGGUCCUGCGGUUGAUACAAUUGAAGAAACUGAAACUUCAAAUGAAGGAAUAAAACCUAGUAAUAAAAAAGAUGAGCUUGAUGUGGAGGAGUCUGAGACAGAAGAAAAAGUGACUUUUGAACCUGAUCUGAAACCGCCAGAGAUGGUUCGUAUGGCUAAUCUGUGUGUAGUUGGUGGCCGAGCAGUCAAUGGGGUUGCUGAGAUUCAUAGUGAAAUAGUAAAAACCGAUGUUUUUAAUGAUUUCUAUGGGUUGUGGCCAGAGAAAUUUCAAAACAAAACAAAUGGGGUGACACCAAGAAGAUGGAUUCGCUUUUGCAAUCCCGAUCUUAGUAACAUCAUAACCAAGUGGACUGGAACAGAAGAUUGGGUUAUAAACACUGAGAAGUUGGCAGAACUAAGAAAAUUUGCUGAUAAUGAGGAUCUCCAAUCUGAAUGGAGGGAAGCAAAAAGGAGAAACAAGAUAAAGGUUGUGUCAUUCCUGAAAGAAAAAACCGGAUAUCUUGUCAGCCCAGACGCGAUGUUUGAUGUACAGGUGAAGCGCAUCCAUGAGUACAAGCGUCAAUUGUUGAAUAUCAUGGGAAUUGUCUAUCGCUACAAAAAAAUGAAAGAAAUGAGCCCUGAUGAGAGAAAAGCCAACUUUGUUCCUCGAGUAUGCAUAUUUGGAGGAAAAGCAUUUGCCACAUAUGUCCAGGCUAAGAGAAUUGUGAAAUUCAUCACUGAUGUAGGGGCUACAGUCAACCAUGAUCCUGACAUAGGUGAUCUUUUGAAGGUCGUCUUUGUCCCUGAUUACAAUGUCAGUGUUGCAGAAGUGCUUAUACCUGGUAGUGAGCUGUCCCAGCAUAUCAGCACGGCUGGAAUGGAAGCCAGUGGAACCAGCAACAUGAAGUUUGCUAUGAAUGGCUGCAUCCUGAUUGGAACCUUAGAUGGUGCUAAUGUUGAGAUAAGGGAAGAGGUAGGAGAAGACAACUUUUUCCUUUUUGGCGCUCGGGCUGAUGAGAUUGCAGGGCUAAGAAAAGAAAGAGCUGAGGGGAAGUUUGUGCCCGACCCUCGAUUUGAAGAAGUGAAGGCAUACGUCAGGAGUGGUGUUUUUGGCCCCUACAACUAUGAAGAACUGAUGGGAUCCCUGGAAGGGAAUGAAGGCUAUGGGCGUGCUGAUUACUUCCUUGUUGGCAAGGACUUCCCUAGCUACAUAGAGUGCCAGGAGAAGGUUGAUGAGGCAUACCGAGACCAGAAAAAAUGGACAAAAAUGUCAAUCCUGAACACGGCUGGUUCAUACAAGUUCAGCAGUGACCGAACAAUUCAUGAAUACGCGAGACACAUAUGGAUGAUCGAUCCUAUUGUAAUACCAUAAAAAAGAAAAACGAUACGAGCUAUCAAGCGAUUUACUAUUGUUACUGUGAUUAUAGAGCUAAAUUUAGAUCUCCUAGCUAUGUGAAAACCAUUAGAAAUUGAACACCCUUGUAAUCAAAUUACAUGUAUAUUUCUUGAAGAUAGGAAAAAAAAAUGUAUGUAAGCAAAUUUGUUAGGCCCAUGUAGGUUUUGUGAGACUCUUUGAAGAUGCCUUGGCCCGCUGGGCUCUGGUGCUUAAUUCAAAGCCUUCAUCUUCAAAUA
This is a messenger RNA of Vitis vinifera (wine grape), 3270 nucleotides long. RefSeq names its product alpha-1,4 glucan phosphorylase L-2 isozyme, chloroplastic/amyloplastic. Gene Ontology annotation, molecular function: pyridoxal phosphate binding; glycogen phosphorylase activity. Bases 128 to 3010 code for a protein of 960 amino acids. The transcript is spliced from 15 exons. The record is from RefSeq and is a predicted model, not a curated record. Lineage: Eukaryota; Viridiplantae; Streptophyta; Magnoliopsida; Vitales; Vitaceae. Gene Ontology annotation, biological process: glycogen catabolic process. Gene Ontology annotation, cellular component: cytoplasm.